CAAAAGGGGUGCCACUUGUCAACAUGUAAAUCACAAAUUGCAAGUCAUCACUAAUAUUAUUUUCAAGGGACCAUGGAAAGUGAAAAUAAAUAAUUCAUACUACUAAGUGGUGAGAGCAAAAGAAGAGAAAAGGUAUAGGAGAAAAAUGGCAAGCACAGUAAUGAGCUCAUUGAGCCUAAAGCCAACUUUCACUUUGGAGAAAACAGCAGUGAAAGGGCUUCCAUCACUUGCUAGGUCUUCUUCUUCCUUCAAAGUUGUGGCUAGUGGUGGCAAGAAAAUUAAGACUGACAAACCCUAUGGAAUUAAUGGAGGCAUGGCCUUGAGAGAUGGGCUUGAUGCCUCAGGAAGGAAGCCCAAGGGAAAGGGUGUGUACCAAUUUGUUGACAAAUAUGGAGCUAAUGUUGAUGGAUACAGUCCCAUCUACAACACAGAAGAUUGGUCUCCAAGUGGUGAUGUCUAUGUUGGAGGUACCACUGGCUUAGCCAUAUGGGCAGUGACCUUGAUUGGCAUUCUUGCAGGAGGUGCUCUCCUUGUCUUUAACACAAGUGCUUUGGCACAGUAGAAUGUUAUCCUUGUAUUGUACUAUUUUAUGUUGUAUUCCAGCUCACCAUGUAAUCUUUUCAUGAAUACUUCAAAAUAUUUCCUGGCAUCAUGAUUAAUAUGUAAUUGCUGUGAUUUUACUGUGGAUAAUAUUACACAUAAUGUUGCUUGUUUAA
Solanum dulcamara is the source of this 716-nucleotide messenger RNA. RefSeq names its product photosystem II 10 kDa polypeptide, chloroplastic. Gene Ontology annotation, cellular component: photosystem II oxygen evolving complex; thylakoid membrane; photosystem II. The record is from RefSeq and is a predicted model, not a curated record. Lineage: Eukaryota; Viridiplantae; Streptophyta; Magnoliopsida; Solanales; Solanaceae. The coding region runs from base 146 to 562 and encodes 138 amino acids. The transcript is spliced from 5 exons. Gene Ontology annotation, biological process: photosynthesis.